AUGGUCGCUGCCGACGUCGCGCAGGCCUACGCUGACGGACGAGUACCCACGAACAUAUCAUACAUCACGCCUGAUUAUCUGAGCCAGUCGCGCGAUGGACCGGCUAUAUCAGGGAUUCUGGCAAUCUACAUCAUCACCACUGUUUUGCUCAUUUGCCGGUUCACCUCUCGAAUCUUUAUUGUCAAAAGUUUCGGGCUCGAUGACAGCAUUGCGGCCUUCUCCUGGGUUUGCUAUACGGCCUUCAUGGCCCUCUGUCUAGUUCUGAUCUAUGAAGGCAGUGGUCGGCAUAUUGCUUACAUCCAAUAUGUACUCACUUUGCCCGAGGUCGAAAAGACAGAGGUGGUCGACUACGCAGCGCACCUGAUCUACACAGCGACCCUGUACUUCUGCCGGUUGAGUGGUCUCGCUUUCUUCUCGCGCAUUUGUAGCACGCAUCCGACUUUUCGCAUCGCCAUCUGGGCUUGCGGUGCAUUUUUGACUGCAGCUUUCAUCGUGCAGUUUCUUCUCAUCCUUCUGCAUUGUCUUCCAGUCACUGGUUUGUGGCCAUAUGCAUGGCAAACGACCUCAAGAACGUACAAAUGUCUCAAUUGGGGUGUCGUCUAUGUGACCAAUUCAGGCUUGUCUUUGGUCAACGAUAUUUUUCUUUUCAGCAUACCGAUAGCAAUGAUCUCAGUUCUGCAACUUCCCAAAGGUCGCAAGAUCAUGCUGACUAUUGUCAUGCUUCCAGGAACACUUGUCAUUGGCAUCUCAUGUGCACGACUCUGGCUCUGCGUGGUUGGCCAAUGGCGAACAGAUGGCUCCUGGUACUAUGACCCACAACUGGUCAUCGAGGUCGCAGAGAUCGGAGGCACUUUGAUUGCUCUGUCAGUCCCUAGCUACAAGCCGAUCUUGAGCAGGUGGUAUGAUCGCAUGAAGAGUACUGUCGAAGCCUCCCAUGGACCCAAUUCGAAGUACGGCGAUGGAAUGUCAAGACGCAAGAGUUCGGUCCCAGCACUCUGGGGAUCGCAAGUAGCGGACUCAAAGCUGAAGACAUCCGUUCAGAGCGGCGGGAAGACAACAACAGGGUCCAGAGGCUCAUCAGACAACAGUCUGCUCAAUCCGGAUGACAACAUCUACGUGACGACGGACGUUGAUAUGAGGUCGAUCCCGAUGGCUAGAUUGAGGACGGAUAGCGAGUGUUGA
Messenger RNA from Aureobasidium melanogenum CBS 110374, 1182 nucleotides. RefSeq lists its product as uncharacterized. Bases 1 to 1182 code for a protein of 393 amino acids. The record is from RefSeq and is a predicted model, not a curated record. Lineage: Eukaryota; Fungi; Ascomycota; Dothideomycetes; Dothideales; Saccotheciaceae. The transcript has 4 exons.